Molecule: messenger RNA, 1128 nt
Organism: Brassica napus (rape)
Lineage: Eukaryota; Viridiplantae; Streptophyta; Magnoliopsida; Brassicales; Brassicaceae
Exons: 5
Coding region: 118-831 (237 amino acids)
Biological process (GO): translation
Cellular component (GO): ribosome; mitochondrial small ribosomal subunit
Molecular function (GO): structural constituent of ribosome; small ribosomal subunit rRNA binding
Source: RefSeq, a predicted model, not a curated record
AUCUUUCUCUUACGUCACCUUCGUGUUCCUUCAGGCGACACUCCACCCCUCCUCUUUGCUAAAACCUCAGAUCGAACGACUGUAAUUCGAAAAACCCUAAACAAGAAGAAGAAGAAGAUGAAACUCGCGCAUUCCGCGAUUCGAUCCCUUAGCGACGUAGCUUCCUUUCAAACAUGUCGUCCUUUCGUAUGUAGAAGCCUCUCCACCAACGCUAAUCAAGACGAUUGGAUGUUCGGCGGCAAAGACGAAAAAACCAAUAGCUUCUUCCAGCAUCUUGGCAAGGCUGAGAAGGAUAAGCGCGACUACACAGGGUUUAGUAGAUCACAAGGAAACGGCUCGAGAUUCGAUCCUUCAUCCGAUGGCGUGGAUGGAAAAUUAAAGGAAGCUGCGUUGAUUUACAACGUUGAUGAUGACGAAGGUGUGAAGGAUGGUUACUCGUUUAGGCCCGAUGUUAACACUUGGAGAGUUAAUCCUUUCCCUAGAGAUAUAAACUAUAGAAGGCAGAUGCAAAAGCCUAGGCAGAAUACUAAGGCGGAGAUCACCACCGAGGAAGUUCUUAAGAAAGCUGACUUCAGGAAUGUUAGAUUCCUUGCACAGUUCAUCACCGAAGCUGGGAUCCUCGUUAAGAGGAAGCAGACUGGUAUUAGCGCAAAGGCACAAAGGAAGAUUGCUAGAGAGAUCAAAACGGCCCGUGCAUUUGGACUGAUGCCUUUCACAACAAUGGGUACAAAGGCUUUUACAUUUGGGAAAACCAUGGAGAACAGAGACCAAGAUUUCGAGUAUGAAGUGGUUGACGAUGAUGAUGAGUAUGAUGACAACACACCUGAGUAACUCCAAAGGGUUGGAUCCACUCUCUGUUGCCUGACUAGUGAGGUCUUGUUUUCAUUUCUUGGGUUUUGUUCGGCUGAUAUUUGGAAUAAUCCGAUGGUAGCAAGUUGAGUAUACAUGAUUGACUGUAUUUCAGUAGCUGCUCUUCAGUUGACAAUAGGAUUUGUAAUUUUUUUUUGUUUAAUUUUGUUACUUUGGAAGUUAAGGGCAUGACUGAUCAGUAUCAUUGUGUCUCAUUCCAAACAUUACUCUGUAAGAUUAUGGUUACUUUAUUCCACAAAUCAAGUCAUUAUCAAAGUA